Molecule: messenger RNA, 780 nt
Organism: Drosophila bipectinata
Lineage: Eukaryota; Metazoa; Arthropoda; Insecta; Diptera; Drosophilidae
Product: probable basic-leucine zipper transcription factor Q
Source: RefSeq, a predicted model, not a curated record
GGGAAAAUGUCACCGCCACGACUAAGUCGCUAUUUGAUGGCCGUUCGUGGGCGUGAGGGGGAGCAUAGUAAAAACUCUCAAACGGACGAGGAAAAGCAGCGCGAUCGACAGCGAAACGAACGUGAGGCGAGAAAGGAAGAGCAGGACGCCAUUAACUACAAGCGCGACAAGGAGCAACGCGAGGCCCGCCUCCUGGACUUUGAGAUCCGCCGGCAGCAGAAGCGCGACGAGCAGCAGCAGCAGCGCCAGCAGCAGCAGCAACUCCAGCAGCAUCGCGAGCACCAGCACCAGCAGCAUCGCGAACAGCAACUGCAACACCAGCAGCAGCAACAGCAAUCCAGCGAGAAGAGCCCGCCCACCUCAUCCACUUCCCAACAGCAGCAGCAUCAGUUGCACCUACAGCAGCAGCGACAGCAGUUGCAUCUCCAACAACAGCAUCUGCAGCAACAACAGCAGCAGCAACAGUCGACGGGCAGCGGCAGCAGCAACACCCCCGUCACCCCCAAAUUGCAGACCCCGCCCCCCGAUCGCUCGCUGCCGCCCGCCUUCCGGAGUCGCUCCAUCGAGCGGGAGAUCCUCUACGAACGGAAACGAUUCUCCCAGCCGGACCCCGGCGAGAUCAAGGUGUCCCACCACCCCCCACCACCAACCACCUUCACAUUGCACCCUCACCCUCACCUGCAACCAGUAACCUGUAACCUGCAACAUGCAAUCUGCAAUCCAAACCCCGCUCCCCUUUCAAAAUGAGGUGGAGAAAAAUCGUUGACAGUUUCCAUUCGA